Messenger RNA from Anopheles marshallii, 606 nucleotides. RefSeq lists its product as uncharacterized. Bases 1 to 606 code for a protein of 201 amino acids. The record is from RefSeq and is a predicted model, not a curated record. Lineage: Eukaryota; Metazoa; Arthropoda; Insecta; Diptera; Culicidae. The transcript is spliced from 3 exons.
AUGAAGUCUUUCGAAGUUGUGGUAAUUGCUGUGAUCCUUUCGGUUUCCAUCGUAGAUGCGUUCAUAGAGAAUUCGUUUGAACAAAUUAUGGGGUGUAAGCAGUACAACAGUGGAGCAAAAUAUCACGGUGCGAUCAAAUACUUUCCCACGGCAAACAUGCGGCACGUGGGCCACACAAACCAAAACUCCAAGUUUUUCAAAUUCGCCAUAUUUGGCCCUAGCGAUGGACUCAUUCGAUAUGGUAAAACGGUAUAUCCUUACGAUAGUGAUGGGAUUGAGAUAGUGCUUGGAGGAUGGGGCAACACUAAGAGUGCUGGACGACGACAGCGCCGGACGGCAUCGCACCAAAACGUUAACACUCUGCUCGCCGAAGCUCCAACUCCGUACCUGAUGUCGCAGUACGGUCCUAUAAUGUUUGUGCUGGAGGUGUUCACCGAUGGUCUAGUGAAAGUACGUCGCUAUGGUCAAUCGACACCUUUCUUAUCGUUUAACGACAGCAACCGUACACCUGUUGACUACAUGGCGUUUGCCAAGGGUGAUAAAGAUUUGAUUUUCUUUUACGAUUGUCCUUUGGGGAAUCCCAACCGCGCUGAUGCUUUAAAAUAA